Messenger RNA from Porites lobata, 3844 nucleotides. NCBI's taxonomy places the organism in Eukaryota, Metazoa, Cnidaria, Anthozoa, Scleractinia, Poritidae. The record is from the annotation of a GenBank genome assembly.
AUGGCGGACGGCGGCUUCGACUCUUCUGCUUCUUCUUCCACCGCUUCGGAGACGAGGAUGUCGACUGAUAACGUUCCUGUUGACAACUGUGAUGUAAGUUAUUGCAGAUAUAUGUUUUAUUCGACCUUCUUUUAAGCGGAUCUUGAGAUCACGCGUCCAAUCUUAGCUCACUUUCUCGCGUGUUCUUUGACUUUUGAAAGGAGCACCGCUCUCUUCGAUGCAUAAAUUCUUGCGUUGGAAGAGCAUAUUUUACCGCUCAGCCGCCACUCUCAACAUUUUUUUUAAAUGGCUUUCAAUUUUUGAUUUAGAUCAAACUUUUUUAUCAAAAUUUCUCAUCCAAAUUAUCAAAAUUUCACACCUCAAGACGGGUCAUCUUUUAGCGUGCCUGAGAUUCUAAGACUCUUUUGUUAAAGCCGAGAUUUUUAGACUCAGUGAUAUUUUCCCAGUAGCAUCAUUUUCAUCCCGUAAAUUAAUUCCAAGCUAAUUUGUAAAGGGCAUUUGUUAUCAAAGGUCUUCCCAGGAGUGGGUAACUGGUCACUUUUCUACCACAUUAAAAGAUAUUUAUGGCAUCUAAGAGGCAUAGGACAUACAUGUAUUUCAGCUCAAGGUUGCUUAAGGAAGAUAUCUAUGUUGGCGUCUUUCGGCCAGCAGAAAUUGUAUGCACUUCACAGCAACAGAGGAGAAGAGUAACCUACAGUAGAAUCCCCUUUUUUGAACCUCUUGGGAAAAAGAGAAUUGGUUUGAAUUAUAGGGAGGUUGGAAAAAUCCAGGGUAAAGUUACAGUGUUGGAUUGGGGAAGAGAAUCAAUUUUAGCUUGAAUUAUUGGGAGGUUUGUGAAUCCAAGGGUUUGAGAAAUUUAGAUUCUACUGCAUAUACAUGUAGUCAAGUUGUGCAGAGAAUUGUUUUUGAAGAUAAAUAUAUUGCCACGUUGGAAGGGUUUUUAAGAAAAUCUGCUUUUUCCUUUCCGAUCGGUAAAAGUUGGAAAGGUUAAGAAUUCAUUGUGAAGUAUCGACAGAAAUUAUACGGUUUUAGAUUUUUUUUCAGUGCGUUGUUGCUAUUUAGUGUUCCAAGCUGCAAGUUAACGUCGCUGCAAGCUGCAACCAUUUUGAUUGGCAUGGCAAUUAUAAAAAUGUUUUUUUUCGAAUGGAACUGCAGCAAAAGCUACCAAUUUUGCUACCUGUGUCCUUGUUUUGUGGGUAUUAAACCCUCAUAAAAUGUGUGUGAAAAGUGCCUCAACCAAGAAUUUAUUUGUAGUGAAAAUUUGAUAUUCCUUAGUCACUGAAAGGUGACUUUGAAAUGAGUUGAGCUAGUAGCCCUGAACUAGGGGAAACUGACAAUUUAAAAAAGCACAAGUGUUCAAUUUUCAUUGGCCAAACCAUUAGGGUUUGGUAGUUAGUUUUAGUGCUCGUCUUAGUAAUGGUAGCGAUACAAUGUUUCUGUGCUCUUUCCAUUACUAUUGGGCUCCCCCACCACCUAAAAUGUAUUGGCACAGCCACUUGUUGAAAGCCACCAAAACCUGUGAGCUGUGUUUGCAAGUAAUAAGUUAUUUUUCUUCAUUUACCGACUGCUUUUGUUUGCACUUUUUAGAAUUCAUCAGAAGAAUCUCAAUCUGACCAAGAACAAGAGGUAAGGUGGACACAUACACGGUACCAUGGACUUCAUUUUCCUUUAAAACUUACAAUGAACCUUGCACCUUGUUCUUUAGGGUAAGAUUUUAGUCAUUAGUAGAUUUCAGUAUGCAUCUUGGAAAGAAAGUGUUGCCCAGCUUCACUAGGUGGCCAUUGUUAUAGUUAAAUGCAGAAUAGCAGGCCAUUUUGAUACUAUUAACCUUUUGUGUGUCAUCGCUUUCUUUGAGAAGUGUACUUCUUGUAGCAUAGAUGUUGCAGGUUAAACCAGAAUUUCCUUUGUCUCCAGCCAAUGAAUAAGUUACUAUUAGAGCUAGGAAACAAAGGAAAAAAAAUGUCACUUCUGUUGUGGGUCAUUAUUUUCUGGGGGUCCCUACUUUCGGGAUUUCCUAACACCUUUGAAAUUAUAUCGCUACUUUUGAAGGGUCGCUACUUUUGGGGAGGGUUGUUACUUUCAGAACUCUACGGUAGUAUCUACUUUGCUUCUGAUAGCAAGCGGCACUGCUAUAACUACAAUAUUACCGUUUUUAUCGGCGAACGUUGUUACCUGCAUGUAUUGUAAUGAGGCUUUAAUAAGAUAAGAUAGUACAUGUACAUAAGAAUAUUAUCAUGUGAGAGAUAAUAACAAAUUGUAAAAAAUUAUUUUUCGCAUUUUGCUUUUAGUGGUAUAUUAUAAUUUGGUCUAUAAUUUGGCCUAUGUAAAUUUGCAUUUGCCUUUUUUAUUACUUUCAUUUUGGGGCAGUUACAGAGAUGUGGCUGCUUUCCUCUCCCAUCAAAUGUAACUAGUGUAGUUUUCCUUGAGAGUGAGUAAAGCUUUCAAGGAAAUGAUGAAAAUGUUUAAUGCUGUAUCGUUUACUUCAUGACAACAUCACAUUAAAAUUUUUCGUUUGCUUUUGUUACAGAGUUCAGAGGGGCCAGAAUCUGAGGGGGAGGAAAUAUCCAGUGAGGACAGUGACAAUGAUGAAGUGAGUGAGACAAGGCAGAUAAUUUCCUUAUUAAUAAGGGAAUAAAUUCUUGAUGUUAUUUAUUUGUCCUUUAUAUUGGUUUAAAAAGUUUAAACAGGGUAAAAGGUUUGUAUAUUGGAUGGCAAAGCCUUGUUUCUAGACAAAGCUUUUCCAAUCUUUUUAAAAUCUGUCACAUAUCACUAAUCUCUCAGUCAAUGUGAGUGUCUACCCAAAUAGCAGUGUUGCUAAUCUUAUUGCACUCUGUGUUCUGAUCUUUAAUUUGUAAGACUUAUCACUUUUUAUGAUUGACAAGGUCAUGUCACCUGACAGAGUUUUGCUAAGGGACUGUAAGUGUAUUCUCUCCUUGGCAACACAACUGUAUAUUAAUAAUAAAGAAGAGUAAUAUGAGGAAAGUAUUUUAUUAAUGAAAUUAAACGCUUGGCUACCUAUAAAUUUUAAGGAUCCCAGGAGGGGCAUAUAAUAGAUAAGAGGCAUUUCUUAGAGAGGCAAACACCCUAAGCAUUAUGACAAACGUGCUUGACAAAUAACAGUUGUUAACUUAUUAAGUACAGAGAUCAAGAAGAUCAAAGAGCGGUAUUCCAACUUCGAACCUGACAUUGAACAAUUUUCUAUACCCAAUUCCUUGUUAAUUAAGCCAUUUUGCUCUACUACGGCAUUCCCCAGUAUUUUGGAAUAACUUUUUAUGGGGGCAUCUAUUAGACAUGGGGCGUUUAUUGAAGAGGGGCUUCUAAUGUGAACCUCACACAGAGGGAAGGGUGUUUAUUAAUUCCCUUUUUAUUGUUUAUAAUUUUUCAAUUUUAAUACGUAGGUUUUUUUGCCUCAAUAAAAUUGCUCUUCAAUUAGAAUAAUUCAUGCUGUUUUUGUUUUUAGGAAACAGAUCUUGGUAAGGCUCUUGCUGCUUUGCGAGCACGAGACACAAUCAAUGAUGUUCUGAAGAAUCCAGUGCCAUCUGCAACACAGUUAAUCAUUGAUUAUGAACAAAUGGUUGGAGUGUUGCACCAAGACUGCCAUCAAGCGCCACAGACAAGGACAUUAUUUGGUUCCCCUAGAUCUGCUGCCCUUGUGAAUCUCAUGACAAAUGUCACGGAGCAGCUUGAGGGUUAUCAGUCAGAGAGUGACAUCGGUCCUGCCCUUCAUGCAGCAAGACAAGUAGCAUAUUGGUCUUCCGUGUUUGUCUCAAUGAUGUCUGACAAUGCUUCCUCCAUCCUUGACACAAGCAAUGGAUAUUCAGCAUGUACAACUGCCACCUUAACC